Labrus mixtus (cuckoo wrasse) is the source of this 4134-nucleotide messenger RNA. RefSeq names its product fatty acyl-CoA reductase 1. The record is from RefSeq and is a predicted model, not a curated record. Gene Ontology annotation, cellular component: peroxisome. Gene Ontology annotation, biological process: long-chain fatty-acyl-CoA metabolic process. Bases 173 to 1858 code for a protein of 561 amino acids. The transcript has 13 exons. NCBI's taxonomy places the organism in Eukaryota, Metazoa, Chordata, Actinopteri, Labriformes, Labridae. Gene Ontology annotation, molecular function: alcohol-forming very long-chain fatty acyl-CoA reductase (NADP+) activity.
GACAGGCAGUCGGCGGGGCUUUUUUUUUUUUUCAGACGGUGGAAGUAUCCGAGCAGCCAGAGAGCCCAGGGGCGGCCGGUGGGAGGAGGCAGAGAGUCCGCAGCUGCUGAGCCGCACACAGCCUCUUUGAUACCCGCAAGAGGAAGGAGCCGCCCGCCCGCACCACCAACCCAUGUCCACGGAUCUGUCUGAGGACCGGGACCUGGACGGGUUCGGAGAGCAGACGACAGACGUUCACAACAGACCAGCGGACGUCGGCAGCGGGACAUCGGGGAGCAAAAUGGCGUCCAUACCGGAGUUCUAUGCCGGAAAGAACGUUCUGAUCACGGGAGCCACGGGCUUCAUGGGGAAGGUGCUGAUGGAGAAGCUGCUGAGGUCGUGUCCCGAAGUCAAAGCCCUCUACAUCCUGGUCAGACCCAAAGCUGGCCAGUCCAUGCAGCAGAGGGUCAGCGACAUGAUGACCUGCAAGCUGUUCGACCGGGUGCGGGAGGACAACCCCGACUUCCACCAGAAGAUCAUCCCCAUCAGCAGCGAGCUGACGCAGCCCGGCCUCGCCAUCAGCCCAGAGGACGUGGAGCGACUCACCGCCUGCAUCAACGUCGUCUUCCACUGCGCCGCCACCAUCCGCUUUGACGAGCCGCUCAAACACGCCCUGCAGCUGAAUGUGAUCGCCACGCAGCAGCUCCUCGGCCUGGCCCGGCAGAUGCACCACCUCGAGGCCUUCAUUCACAUCUCCACCGCCUAUGCAAACUGCAACCGCAAGCACAUCGACGAGGUCAUCUACCCGCCACCCGUUGAGCCCAAGAAACUCAUCGAAUCUCUCGAGUGGAUGGACGACGGCAUGGUGCGUGACAUCACACCGCGGCUCAUUGGCGACCGACCCAACACGUACACGUACACCAAGGCGCUGGCCGAGUGCGUGGUGCAGCAGGAGCAGGACAAACUCAACAUCGCCAUCAUCAGACCCUCCAUAGUGGGAGCCAGCUGGCAGGAACCUUUUCCUGGCUGGAUCGACAACUUCAACGGGCCGAGCGGAGUCUUUAUAGCUGCUGGAAAAGGGAUCUUACGCACAAUGAGAGCAAACAAUGACGCAGUGGCUGACCUGAUCCCCGUCGACGUGGUCAUAAACCUCACCCUGGCUGCAGGCUGGUACACCGCUGUCCACAGAAGGAAAACAGACAGAGAGCAAAAUAUAAGGCCUAAAACAGCGCUGGUGUACAACUGCACGACGGGCGGCACCAACCCGUUCCACUGGGGAGAGAUCGAACACCACGUGAUGUCAUCCUUUAAGAGGAACCCUCUGGAGCAGGCUUUCCGCAGACCCAACGCCAACAUCACCUCCAACUACCUGAUCAACCAGUACUGGAUCCUGGUCAGCCACAAGUUCCCCGCUCUCAUCUACGACUUCAUCCUGCGUCUCUCGGGACAAAAGCCGCAGAUGAUGCGCAUCUUUAACCGCCUGCACAAGGCCAUCAGUCUGCUGGAGUACUUCAGCAGUCAGGACUGGGAGUGGAACUCUGACAACUUGAGCAUGCUGAUGAGCCAGCUAACCCCAGAGGACAAGAAGACCUUUAACUUCGAUGUACGCCAGCUGAACUGGCCUGAGUACAUCGAGAACUACUGCAUCGGCACCAAGAAGUACGUCCUGAAUGAAGACAUGUCCGACAUUCCUGCUGCCAGGCAACAUCUGCGGAAACUGAGGAACAUUCGUUACACCUUCAACACCGUGUUAGUCGUUUUCAUCUGGAGGGUGUUUAUCGCUCGCUCUCAGAUGGCAAGAAACAUCUGGUACUUUGUGGUCAGCCUCUGUUUCAAGUUCCUCUCCUACUUCCGAGCAUCCAGCACCUUAACCAAUUGAGUCUUCCUCAUCGCCUCAAACAACAGAUGGCAGCCCCCCCACCCACCACCCACCCACCUUUUAGUAACAUCUGUGACUCCAGCCAUCCACAGAAGACUCUUAAAAUCCAACUUUUUUUUUCUGUGGAUGAGCAGGACGUUUUUUAAAGGCCGGGGGCUGCAGUCGAGUGAAGCACUCAGAAGAGGGGGGGGGGGGGGGAAAGGUCUUCUAGCCAUGAAUUAUUUGUUUAGUUUGGAAAUCUGUCACCGGUUUCUGCACAGUUCAGUCAUCACACGCCGUCCCAGAAAGAGUUGUCAUAUAUUUUGUACCUAACGUUUUCUUCUUAAAGUGGCCAACUAUAUAUGCAACAAUAAGCCUUUUGUGUGACUUCCAUUCUCUCCUCCAUGUCAUCGUUUCCAUCCUCUUGAAUCUCAGUACAUUGCCUUGCCUUGUGAUGAUUUUUUUUUUCAUACUUGAAAUAUGGCAGUGCUUCAGUGGAGGAUGAUUUCUAUAAGAUUAUUUUGUUUUGUUUUUUUACUGUGGGGGUAUCCAGUUCCUUUCUUUGAUACGCAGGGCAUUUGGGUAUCUGUAUGUUUCGCAUUAAGUGUAUCUACCGCCUUUUUAAGAUUACACCCAAAAACGGUUGUUAAAAAACCAUCUCAAGGCCAAUCCACAGAUUUUUGAGACCAGUAUGAAAACAUAUUCUGACCACACAGACUACUGCAUCACUAUAUUUACCAAAACAUGCAGAUCGGCCAUUUUUCCUGCUGUCGAGGUCGUCAGUUAUUAACCAUCACAGAUGAUAACGUCAACAUGUCAACGAUCAUAAACCUUGUUUGUUUGAAUGCUCAUCCACUUUUUGCCUGUUUGUACAGCAGUUUGUACUGAAACUAAGUUUACUACUUUUACAUCUUUAUACUUGCGUCAAAGGCUAGUCUGAUACAUGUGGUAGACCUUGGCUGUGUAUUAUAUAUAAAUAAGAGUACAUCAGAGUUCCAGUUUAUUUGUAUAGCCCUGUAUCACAUACUGUACAGUCAGUGUCUCCCAACACUUCCCAAACCAAGUCCAUGUUUUCAAAGAAGACGAACUCAACCAAAAGCCCAAAAGGUGUUUCAAAGAAGUACUGCUCUCUUUCUUCGGAUGGCUGGCUGUCAAAUAGCUGCCAUCGAAGAGAAAUAAUGACAUUAAGUUGUAAUAGUCAAAAAUGCAAAACAGAACAAAUGGAUUCUCAAAGGUCCAAAGUUAUUGUAGCUAAUUCCAAAAUGAAAAAGUCCAUGGAUUGAGUCUGGAUAAAUAGGUCUUGUAUCAGUGAUACAUGCAGUUCCAUGCCCAGUAUUUUAGAUAAGUAUGGGGGACCAAGCUUGCAGUAGAGAAAAAAUAUGGACAUCACCCAGUUACAGUUUUUGCCUGGAGUUCAACCGAGCUAAAGGGGUAGCCAUCCAUUUUAAACAACAAGAAAACUUUCAACACUUCUCUAACCACCUGGAUGAGAUAUUGCAACUCCGCUUUGGAUCCAAACCAGGAUUUCAAAUCUCUAAUCACUGGAUAACAAACUUUGAUCUGCAGAUGAAACAUUUUCGCAUCCGCACGGUUUGAAAGUUCCUUGAGGUUUCUAAAAAAACACAAGAACUGAAGAAAGUGUGAAAUGUAUUUGAGAAGACGAUGGAACCAUCGACUGAAGAUAUCUAUUACUUCUUGAGGCAGGCCUCUGGAUACUUAAGCCAUCUUGAGGUUUGUUUGAAAUGGCUGAGAAGGAACAUUUAUUUAUUUUUUAGGUAGACCAAAUUGAUUCGGCUUAAACGAAGAAUUGUAAAAAGAAAAAGUAGGGGGCCAAGUAUGGAGCCUUGAGGGACGCCAUAGCUUAUUAAUGGAGAGAUGUACUCCUAUUUUUAAGAUAUGUGACCAAUUUAUUAGCUUGGACCUAAAUCACAAAAGUGCAAGAUUAUAAACGAGGUACAUAAGGCCCUCCUGGUAAUACACCCUUACCCCUGUUUGAAACAUCUGUAAAUAGCUGAACUACAUAUUAUUCUUAUAAACUACCAAAAAGUUGUAUUUGACUGUUGAUUUUUGCUUGGUGAGUGUCUGCACAGGAUUCCACCACAGAGCUUCCCACAGAUCUACCAAAAGUGUUAAGUGUGAAAGGCAAGUCUGAUUUUUACUAAACCAACGAGAAAACUGUGUACAGCGUUGUGUUUGUUGCAAGGCUUGACUCUUGACAGAAUGCAAAUGCAUAACAGCUAUGAGCCUUUAUGGGAGGAAAAGGGACAAAACUAAAUAAAUGUUUAUGCAAAGCUCAA